AAAAUGGGCAGAUUUACAUAGAAAAUUUAAACUUUUUAAAGACUAUUGAACUUAAAGAAAUAGUUUUUGAUAUAUUAUCCUUACAUCAUUGACACAUUUUUGUGACGAAAGUCGCGAUAGGCAGCACUUUCUGAUGGAAGUGACAAUAGCCCGUAGUGCCUGUAAACGCAGCAUGUAGGCGAGGUUAGCAGCACGCUUAGGUAGGACGGUUGGAAAAAUGCGGUAGUAGUUUUACACGUUUUGGCUUUUAGUUACUUUAAAUUAUUCUGCUGUCCUGUGACUUAUCGUGUAGUUUUAUAUCUGGCUUGCAAUGUAUUCAACUAAAUAAUAUAGCCUUUUUUUUUUUUUAACCGACAUUGUCCUACACUAGCUACACGUGUGUCCGUGUCAAAAUUUUAUCUUCCAUAUUUAUCUACAUUUUUUGUCUUUUUCAUUACUUUUUCUUCAUUUACAGCUCUUUGCCGCUCACUGGCUUACAGAUGGAGAAGCAGCAGGCAGAGGCUGAGACUCACUGUGAAGAAGAUAACCAAGAUGCCUCUGAGCCCGAAGCUAGAGCAGGCUGGAACAAUAAAAUCGAGUACUUUUUGGCUCAGGUGGGGUUCAGCGUCGGGCUCGGCAACGUCUGGAGGUUUCCGUAUCUGUGCCAUCAAAAUGGAGGCGGUUCGUUUUUGUUGCUAUAUGUGCUGAUGCUGCUGAUAGUGGGUAUUCCCUUGUUCUUCAUGGAGCUCGCAGCCGGUCAGGCUAUCAGACAAGGAAGCAUUGGAGUAUGGAAGUACAUCUCCCCCAGACUGGUAGGAAUUGGCUACUCCAGCUGUGUGGUGUGCUUUUUUGUGGCUCUCUACUACAAUGUCAUCCUCGCAUGGAGCCUUUUCUACCUCGGCAACUCAUUUCAGUCCCCUUUACCUUGGACGACGUGUCCAGAGAAGACAAACGAAACCGUUUACAAAUGUGAGGACAACUCCACUACGUCCUACUUUUGGUACCGGAAAGCCUUGGAUGUCACCAACAACAUAAAUGAAAUGGGCUCCUUCAACCCAUACGUUGUCGGCUGCCUGCUGGCUGCCUGGGCCAUUGUGUGCUUGGGAAUGUUCAAGGGGAUCAAGAGCUCAGUCAAGGUGAUGUAUUUUUCUUCCAUCUUUCCUUACGUGGUUCUGAUCUGCUUCCUCGUACGAGGUCUUCUCCUAGAAGGAGCCUGGGAAGGAAUCACUUUCAUGUUCUAUCCCAAGCUGGAGAUCUGGGGAAACAUACAGGUGUGGCGCCAGGCGGCCACGCAGGUCUUCUUCGCCUUGGGCUUGGGCUUCGGUUCCAUCAUCGCUUAUUCUUCCUACAACCCCAAAAGCAACAAUUGCCACCGGGACGCCUACACUGUCUCGUUUAUCAAUUUCUUCACCUCGGUGCUGGCCACCCUGGUGGUGUUCGCUGUGCUCGGUUUCCGCGCCAACAAGAUUGUGGCUGAGUGCGUAGUGAGAAAUGUUAACCUGCUGUUGACAGAGGCCCAAAAAGGGUCCAUGGACCCAAGCACAAUGCCGGUAUUUAACCACUCCGACACCGGUUCUUUGAGUCUGGAGGCAUACCGGAACUGGUUCAAAGUACACGGAAGUCACGGCCCGGUGAACUUUACUGACUGCGAUUUAGAAACUGAGAUGCAGAAGGGUGUACAAGGGACAGGCCUGGUUUUCAUCGUCUUCACCGAGGCCAUGUCCUUGUUGCCCGGCAGCCCGUUCUGGUCGGCGCUGUUCUUCCUCAUGCUUCUCAAUUUGGGCCUCAGCACCAUGUUUGGCACUAUGGAAGGCAUCCUCACCCCGCUCACUGACCGUUUCAAGACUCUGGCCAACAAUAAGACCAAACUCACAGUUUUCGGCUGCCUGGUCGGUUUCCUGAUCGGCCUGCUCUUCACUCAGCGCUGUGGGAACUACUUCGUCAUGAUGUUUGAUGAUUACUCAGCCACUUUGCCGCUCAUUAUUGUGGUCGUCUUUGAGAACUUCAGCGUUUCUUGGUUGUAUGGAGCUGACCGGUUCUUAGACGACAUAGAAGCAAUGCUCGGUUGGCGCCCAUCGGUGGCCUACAAGUACCUAUGGAAAUAUAUUUGUCAGCUAGCCAUGUUGGCUCUACUCGCAGCCACAACCAUCCGAAUGUUCAUGAAAGCACCGACUUACAUGGUUUGGAAUGAAGACAAGCGUUCAGAGCUUCCCGUACCGUAUCCCGGCUGGGCUCUGGCUGUCUUGGCGUUACUCAUCAUAUUUGCCAUGUUGCCCGUCCCAUUGGGCUUCUUCUACACUCUUGUGCGGGACAAAAUAUCAUCGGAUCAGUACACAAUUGUGAGCACAAAGUCGGAAACCCCCAUGACAGAAAUUGCACCUUCCAGCCAAUGGAAUGAAGACGCACGUUCAGCCUAAAUCAGGGGUGUCAAACUGAUUUUUGUCACGGGCCACAUUAUUUUUAUGGUUUCCAUCAGAGGGCUGUUUUAUGUGCCAACCAGGGCCGAAUCAACUCGAGAAUCCUCUAAAUGACUAUUAAUUGAUUUUGAAAGUUGUUCCGUCCUUUAGACUUUUUUUAAACCUAAAAUUUCUCUAAAUCCAUUGUUUUUCAGCCUCACAAUCAGAGGUGGGUAGUAACGCGUUACAUUUACUCCGUUACAUUUACUUGAAUAACCUUUUCUUAGAGUAGUUUCACCACACAAUACUUUUUACUUGAGUAGAUUUUGUGAAGGAGAAACACUACUCUUACUAGAGGUGGGAAUCUUGGGGCACCUAACGAUUCGAUUACGAUUCAGAGGCUACUAUUCGAUUGUAAAUCGAUUAUUGAUCCACCCCCACCCCACCUCAGCUAUUAGCUGCUUUUAAUGCUUCGUACAUUAGUUACAAAAAUUGUACUAAAAUCCUCUCAGGCUUAAAUAAACUAGUAUUUCCAUAUCAAGUUAAUAGUUGAAAACAGUAAAUAAAAUACUCAAGUCCCCAUUCUGUAUCAGCAGCUUUAAACUACAUUCAAUUAAUUUAAUGUUGUGAAUCAACCGUUAAAGUUGUUAAAAUUGCUCCCGUUGUUCCAUAAUUUCCCUUCUAUCUACUUUCAACAUGUGAAAGUAUUAAAACUGUUUUAAAUAUAGAUCCAAGUCAAGAUUUUGCCGAUUUAGGAGUAUUUUGGAUAAAAAGUUAAUUAGGUUCGCUUGGAAUGUUCGCUACAACUACUACUUCUGCUUUAAGAUGGCGGCUGUUCACUAACGCCGGCAAGUCUGUCAUUUUGCAUCUAGUUUUCUAUACAUGUGUUGCUAACGCCACCGAGUCUGUCAUUUCGCAUCUGGUUCUAUAUACAUGUGAUAUCUACCGUAGCAUUAUGUGGACGUAAUUUGUAGCGGCUGUCGGCAGCGGUCAGGUAUUAUUGUUUUUUUUGGUUUUUUUUUAUCGAGUGGCAUGAGUUGAGCCAGAGCUGUGAGUUGAGCUUAUUACGAGGGUAAUAACAAGCAUAAUGUUUACUCUCAGUCCGUUCCUCAUUGCGUCCCGAAGACCCUGCUGACUGUGUUUUAGUUCCGCUUUAUUUGAGAUAUUUCAAUAAUCGGACUUUGGAUGUUUGAGAAUCGUUCUCAAAUCUUCCACGGCCGAACCGCGAAUAAUCUAAGAAUCGGAAAUUUCGCACGCCUCUAGUCGCAAUAAUAUGCUUCAAUUCAGUGCCCAUUGGUGGUCCUCCUGUCGUGGAUUGCACGGAGCUGGGUGUAAGUAAAGAGCUCGUCUUCCGCCUAAAAUCUCUGCUCAGCCAGAAGCAGGGCUGGCCCCUCCCACCUUAAUGCCUAGCGAUCCGGAGUAUAUAAAAAUGAUUAGGGGAAAAUUAAACCACAAAAAUGAACUACGUGGAACCUCAAGUGAUCGAUGUGCGCAAUCAGUUUGACUUCCACGACUUUUUCGCCUGUCAAACUUGGUUGCAGUUUUACACUUCCAGGAAAUAUGUGCAGUGCCACACCAUGAUUCUAUUUGUUAUUUUCCAAGUAGUGAGUGCGCAAUUGUAACAUAGUAAGUGACGAUGUCAGGCUUUCGAUGUUGUUUUCUAAAGAUUUAUUUCACAACUCUGCGACUAUAGACAGAUUGUUCUAUCAAAGACAACAAUUCUUUUGGCUUGAAAUACAGCAGUUUAUUUUAAAGAGGGGUGCAAGAGCAGAAACUGCUUUUUCAGUCUUGUCUCUGUUUUCCGCCAUAUUUUUAUACUCAGUACAUACACACACACACGCACACACUGUAUGGCUGUCUUGGAAUCAUACUUUAAAAUUUGUUGGGGUUUUUUGGCUCUCAUUGGUCAAAAAGGUUCACGACCCCUGAUAUAGUUGUGCUGAGAAAAAAAAAAAAAUCAGACAUUGUAAGGAGUUAUUCGCAAUAUUACUCAUUACUUGAGUAUUCAUUUAAUACUUUUUUACUUGAGUACAUUUUUGGAUGACAACUUAUACUUGAGUAAUAUUUAGAAGUCACGCUACUCUUGAGUAAAAAUUUUGGCUACUUAACCCACCUCUGCUCACAAUAGCAGAUAUUUUCUCAUUAAUUGUUCAUUUUCAAUUCAAAUUUGUAUUUACAUAUUCUUCAGUAAAAAAGGAAAUCAAUAUUCUUAGAUUAUAUGUUUUUCCCUUUUAAAGUUUUCGGUUUAAAAUGUUACUAUUGCCUUAUUUCUGUAGUCUUCGAUUGUUCAUUUAGGACUACAGAAACUUGCCGGCCACUUAAAAUGAGUAGCUUGACACCUGUGAUCUCAGUGAUUGCGAAUUCCGGAUCUCCUCGUUAACUUAUGAGUUUGUUUUGACGUUAUCAACUUGUUCUUUACUAUUGACGGUGAUAGACGUCCAAUCCAUUUGAGCUGGAAGUGUUGGCAGCACUCCCAGUUCAAAUGGAUCGGACGUCCAUCGUAGUCAGCGGUACUGAAACAUCAUCCAUGAUCAUUUUAAUCAUGAUAAUGUAAGUAUGUGAAUAGUUAACGUGAGCCUUUUAAACAUUUAUGAACAUAAUGCAACACAUGGACCUUAUUGAUCCAAAUGUUUACAAGUGUUUCCCAAACUUCUUCCUUAAAGAGUUCAGGGAUUUUUACUUGACGUCCAAAGAAAAAUGCUAUUUAUUUUCGAUGGUUUUUCUUGAAUCGGUUUCACUAUAUUGGUCGCAUUUUUUAUUAUUACAACAGUUUGUGAAAAUGAAUUUUGUUCAGUUUUUUAAACAUUUUGUCAUGUACAGUUUAUUUUCAAAAAAGUACAUAAAAUGGAAUGCCUUUAUGUAAUAUAUUGUUUUUAUGAACAUAUUUUUCACAUUAAAACAGUUCCUUGAAAGCAAUU
Messenger RNA from Corythoichthys intestinalis (scribbled pipefish), 5293 nucleotides. Its product is annotated as sodium-dependent neutral amino acid transporter B(0)AT2-like. The transcript is spliced from 12 exons. The coding region runs from base 480 to 2396 and encodes 638 amino acids. Gene Ontology annotation, biological process: sodium ion transmembrane transport. Lineage: Eukaryota; Metazoa; Chordata; Actinopteri; Syngnathiformes; Syngnathidae. Gene Ontology annotation, cellular component: plasma membrane. The record is from RefSeq and is a predicted model, not a curated record.